Messenger RNA from Sipha flava (yellow sugarcane aphid), 2396 nucleotides. RefSeq names its product zinc finger C2HC domain-containing protein 1A-like. Bases 531 to 2198 code for a protein of 555 amino acids. Lineage: Eukaryota; Metazoa; Arthropoda; Insecta; Hemiptera; Aphididae. The transcript is spliced from 7 exons. The record is from RefSeq and is a predicted model, not a curated record.
UCGACUGGCUGCACUGAGCGCGCGACUCGACAACGAAGUUCCUCUCCCGCGCACCGGUACCACGGCGACGGAUGGCUACGCUUUAUCAGUCACUUUAUCAGUCCGUCGUGAUCUCGUCGCGUUCGCCUGUCGACCGUUUCAGUUCGAAACGUUCAGCUGUCCCGUGUUGUUUUUUGUUAUCGUUGCCGUGAUCUCGGGGUGGCUCUACGGUAUUGUUUCCGCGGCACGGCUUCGGAGUUCGAAUUAUCCGCGCAAAAUAGGUAUCAUCGAUCCGGUGGACAUGACGACGUCGUUGUUGAACGUCCGCCGCGUUGCUAUGUGAAUCGCCGCGUACCGCACGACCACGCAGUUUUAUUUUGCCCGUGGCAAUAUUAUCGUAACGCUACGAACGAAUCGCACACCAAAUCGUUCGGUCGUUGUGGUUUUCCCGUGGUUUCGGUUCGCGAACGCGUCGAAUAUCUGCGUCGUGUCGCGCUCACUACGGCGUGCCCACGUACCUGGCCGUCCUUCGCGAGAUCCACUUACCAAAAAUGGACCACACGGCCGACUUUGACGAAGGACUCCCGAAAGAAAAUGAAUUUAUUGAAUUGUUACCAUGUAUAAUAUGUAAGCGCUCAUUCCGCCCAACCUUAUUACAACGUCACUCAGCUAUAUGUGAAAAAAACGCAAAAAAGCGCAAAGUACCAUUUGAUUCAUCUAAACAACGUAGACAAGGCACUGAUAUGGCUGCAUACUUGCCAAGUAUUAAAAAUACGCCUGAUGUAAAUACUGCUAUACAUAAGACUAAGAAUAACUGGAAAGCUAAACACGAAGAACUUGUUAGAGCUGUGAAAGCUGCAAGAGGUGAAAAAGUUGAUAAACUUAUUCCAACCAAGCCUGUUGAUACUGAAGCAUGUCCACAUUGUUCUCGUAAUUUCGGACCAAAAUCAUAUGAUAGGCAUGUUGAGUUUUGUAAAGAAAAAGCUCAAAGGAUAUCUACUGCACCAGUGAUAAGCCAAAUAGCUAAAGAACGACUUGAAGCUAGAACUAAAUACCGUGCACCUCCACUCAAAUCACAGCGUACUGUUACUAAAGAAAAAUAUUCUCCGAAAACUAAAUGUUCUUCACAAGAUGUUUCAAGUGUUCCAAUAAAAGUAAUACAACCAUUGAAAGUUGUUAAAAAAAUAUCCCCUCCUACAAAUAGUAAUGUUUCUAUUAUUCCUCGCCAAUCUUCAUUAUUGAAAAAGAAAGACCCAGUAUCAAAAUAUUCUUUUGGGAAUAAAAAUACAAUUUAUCAACCCAAAACAACAUCUGGUAUAAAAAAAGAAACAAUUAUGAAGAAAUCUGAAUCAGCCCAUAUCAUCAGUUCUCAAAAUCGAGUAAAAGAAGAAACUAUUAAUACUAUCAAUCGUUUUGAUAAAAAAAAUUUAUCAAAGUCCCAACCACAUUUAGAUGCAUAUGACCCAUUCAAAUCAGCUGAAAAACAAAUGAAAGAACUUGAACUAGAAAUAAUUGACAUUGGUCUUAAAAACCCAUUGAAUUUCUCACAAACAGAAAAUACGGAAAACGUACAAAUUUCUCCAACAUCUGCUUUUGUCAAGUAUUCACCAAACUCUCCUGUAGUUGUGUCUCCGGAUAAUGUUGAUCACCCAAUUUCUAAUGAAUUUAAUUUAGAUUCUAAUCUCAAUAGCCAUCCACUACAUAAUUUAAGCAAUUUAAGCUUAUGUUCCAUAGUCAGUAUUGAAUCGGCUGACUUCAAUAAUAAAACUCACAGUGCUGUAGUGCAAGGUACAGAACUUUCAAUUAGUCCAACUAAAAGAACUAUUUCUCAUAACCCUAGGAAACAUAUAGCUAUUGAAAACAUGCUAUACGGUGAUUCUGAGAAAAAUAAAUCAAACAUCAAAUUUCACUUGGCUGAACAAGAACUUUUGAAAUCAGUAUCGGAAUUUGAAAACUUGUUGAAACUAACUGAUGAUGAUGAUAUUGUAUCACCAUCAUUGAAUAGAACAUCUGCAUUAAGUAUGAUCAAUGGGGUUAAUUCCAAUAGCAGUUCUGAUUCAGCUUACGGAAGCUUGAACAGAAAAUCGGAACAAAUGUCAACUGAAAGUUAUUCAACACUUAUGAAAAAUGCUAAAUUUUGUCAUGAGUGUGGAUUUAAAUAUCCAAUUGUUGAUGUUAAAUUUUGUACUGAGUGUGGCAUGAGGCGCAUAGUAUCAUGACUGACCUAAUUAAAUUAAAUAACCUGAUUAAUUAAAUUAUAUUUGUAUUGUAUGAAGGGUUAUAAGAAAAUUUAAUUUACAAAAUAAAUUAAAAGUAAUUGAGAACAAAGUAAGUUCAACUUCCCAAAAAUUAGGAUAUAUUUUCAUAUUUUUAUACAUUUAAUUUUUAAGAUUGACAAUCUAAAAUUAUUGUAGAAA